AUGGCUCCGGGGUGGCCAGAGCUGCCACGCCCGCGCGGGACCGGGCCGGGGUCGCUGGGGCCUUCGCUCGCGCCGGGAUGGCCACGACCCGAGCAGGCGGGACCGCUGCGCUCGCACCCCGCCUACGCCGGGAUUGCCGGUGCCUCUGGGGCCCCCACCCACGCCGGGAUGGCCGGGGCGCCCCGUAGUCACGGCCGCGAGGCAGCAGUCGUAGGUGGAGGGGAUGAGUCUGCGGUCCACGGGUUCGCGAGCAUUCGCGAUGGCCCGAUUUUGCGGCGUAACAGGUAG
This is a messenger RNA of Miscanthus lutarioriparius, 288 nucleotides long. Lineage: Eukaryota; Viridiplantae; Streptophyta; Magnoliopsida; Poales; Poaceae. The record is from the annotation of a GenBank genome assembly.